Molecule: messenger RNA, 1614 nt
Organism: Corticium candelabrum
Lineage: Eukaryota; Metazoa; Porifera; Homoscleromorpha; Homosclerophorida; Plakinidae
Product: TNF receptor-associated factor 5-like
Exons: 1
Coding region: 83-1327 (414 amino acids)
Biological process (GO): regulation of apoptotic process; signal transduction
Molecular function (GO): protein binding; zinc ion binding
Source: RefSeq, a predicted model, not a curated record
UGGAGGAGUAGAUGCUCGGUUUGUAGAUCGACUAUCAGAGAGACACACAUGUCCGGUAUGUCUUGUCGCAUUGAGAGAACCAAUGAUGACUAAAUGUGGCCAUUUGUUUUGUAACGACUGUGUGAGGCCCUUGGCAAGGCGUGGCCGCGUUGUGUGUCCUGUGUGUAGAGAGGAACAGAAGGAAUCAGAAAUCUAUCCAAACAACUAUGAUAAAAGAGAAAUAAUGAGUCUGAAGAUCUACUGUGAUCAACAAGAGAAGGGAUGCAAGUGGAAAGGAGAACUAAGGAAAAGAGAAAGACACAACGAGACUUGUGGGUAUGCUGAUGUUCUAUGCGAAAAUGAAUGUGGAGAAAUGGUGAAGAGAAAGCGUAUGGGCUAUCAUCUGCAAAGAGUGUGCAUGAACAGGCAAGUCGAUUGUGGCUACUGUAACACCACAGUGACAUUCAAAUUUCGGAAUGAUCACCAUGGAAAAUGUGAGAUGUUUAGACUCGCAUGUGAAUAUUGUGGACAAGGAGUGGUGAGAAGAGAGAUGAAUGAACAUGUCAGUAAGGAUGGGACAUGCCCUAACAGUCCAUUAGAAUGUGAAUUCAGGGAAGCAGGUUGUCCGUGUAUUGGCAAUAGAAAUGAAAUGACAAUGCAUGUACAAAAUGAGCUUGCAUUUCAUCUUAGUCUUUUGAUGAAACAACAAUCCAAUACCAAGUCAUCACUCUCAGCCACCAAGUCUUUACUUUCAUUCACAAGAGCUUGCCUUGCUAAAAAGGAAUAUGAACUUGAGAACUUGAAAUCAUUUGUUACAGAGAAGAUUGGAAUGCCCGUUUCUCAAGCUGACAUUUGUGUGUUUGAGUGGAAUAUAACCAAUUGGUCAAAAUGGAAGAUGAGAUCAGAUGUGGAUUCAUUGAUUGCCACACUGUCAGAGCCAUUUUACACAAAACCAAAAGGAUACCGUUUGCGUCUCUUGCUUUAUCCAGCUGGACAUGACGUAUAUAAAGGGUCUUAUGUCUCUGUUCAUGUUUUGGUGUUUGCACGAGAGUAUGAUUAUGAUGUUCAGCUUCCGAAGCGCCAGCACUGCAAGUUCUCAUUCACUUUAAUAGACCAACAACAUGAUGCAAUGAAUGUUGUUGCAAGACGGGAAAACACACUCGAUCUUAUUCCUACAAGACGUAGCGUAGUGUUUGUGAGGGAGCAGGGAAAUAAAGACUCUAUUAUUCCUUACACGACAUUAGAAAGCAUCAAUGACUUUAUAAGUCAUGAACAAUUGAACUCACGAUCCUACAUUCGGAAUAAUGAAAUUUUUAUUCAAUUUUGUCUUCAACUUAACUUGCCCUAACUACAAUGUGAGCAAGACUUGCAAUCAUCAAGUGUGCUGAAGUGAACACGAAUUUGUUUUGUGCUGUGAUGGUUGGUGGUUUGUAAUGUAUUGCUACAGUUCUAGAUGCAAAGUGAAUGUGGUGUGUGAUACUUUUUUCGUCGUACUUUUGUAUGUGAACAUUGAAUUUUGUAAAUACCCCUGCUAUUAUGUCAUUGUCUGAAACUUUGAGUGAGUUUAGUAGUGUGAUACACACGGCGAUUGCAGGCAAAAAGACUGAUGUAUUAUAAGUAAGCGAUGUAUUAUAU